Messenger RNA from Cuscuta campestris, 1248 nucleotides. The record is from the annotation of a GenBank genome assembly. Lineage: Eukaryota; Viridiplantae; Streptophyta; Magnoliopsida; Solanales; Convolvulaceae.
CGAUCAUGGGUUCUUCUUCUAGAAACCUCUAUGCAGGAAUUGGAGAAGGUCAAUCAACUUCUAGGCCACCACUCUUUGAUGGCACCAACUACUCUUAUUGGAAGGAACGGAUGAGAAUCUAUAUCCAUUCCACCAAUUUCCAAUUAUUGUUGGUCAUCAAAAACGGAGAGCAAAUCCCUAUGAAGAAAGUAGGAGAAACCACCGUCCCAAAAACCGAGGACGAGUUUGAUGCUGAGGACAUCAAGAAGGUUGAAAACUACGCAAAAGCUACCAACAUGCUUUACUGUGCGGUCAACCCCAAUGACUACCAGAAAAUCUCCUGCUGCACAACCGCCAAGGAGAUGUGGGACAAGCUUGAAGUGACGUACGAAGGUACCGAUCAAGUUCGUGAAGCCAAGAUCGAUUUUCUCACCCAAGAGUACGAAAUGUUCCGAAUGAAAGAAGGUGAGAAAAUCGAUGACAUGUUCGACCGGUUCUCAAAGAUCAUAAACGACCUUCAUGCUCUCAAAAAGACUUACGCCAACAAGGAUCUCGUGAGGAAAAUCCUGCGGAGUCUCACACCCGAAUGGAGGUCGAAAGCCGAUGCAAUCUACGAAUCCAUCGGAGUCUCCAAUGUCACCAUCGACGGACUAAGAGAGGAGGCCUCAAGCGAUGAUGACAAUGAAUUUGGACUUGUCAUCAAAAAGUUCCACAAGUUCAUGAAGAAGGAAUUUGAGCGGAAGGGAAGGAAGCACGACGGUCCUCCCAAGUGCUACGGCUGUGGCGAGAUUGGCCACAUCAAGCCAAGGUGUCCAAAGGCCAAACACGAGAAGGAUAAGCCCGGCUUCAAGAAGCAAAGGGCUUACAUCUCUUGGGGUGGCGAUUCCGGCGACGAAUCAACCGACCAAGAGGAGGACGAAGCUGCAAAUCUCUGCCUCAUGGCGCACGAAGAUCAAAACGACGAUGUCCAAGAGGGGAUUCUUAGGGCAACUUCCUGGUCCUUGCUUUGGAUCAUGCCUGUUCUUGAUGUCCACGGCUUUCGCUUGAGUGAUGCUGUUGAGAAAGAGCUCUCAAUGGAGUCCGACGUUUUCUCUCUCUAGCCGCGCAAUGAACAGUGCCGCGAAGAGGAGAACGAUGAUUACUCCAUGGAUUUGAGCUUGCUUUACACCAUUUUUGGAACCUGGGGUGCGCCUACAGCAGGUGUAUCCAUAUCAGGAGCAAUUACGCUGUUUUUGGAGAAGGAUUUUGCAAGAAACGAAGGUCAACGCU